CUUGGCAGGUCACUUAACUGGUUUAAUUACUGUAAGGUGGAAGAAUUAACUUAGUUUAGUAGUUAAUCCAAACGGCGGUUAGAGGGCCAGGAGUUAAAGGGCUAUAUGUUUCGUAAGAUCUAUGUGCUUGUAGUUGUCAAUAUGUGGAAAUUAAUCUGACGGAGAAAAUUUGUUUAGAUUGGUCAGGAAUGGAUGCUCCAAUUUAUAAUCCAGUAAUUCCUUUUGUGGGUGCUAUUCCAGGUCAACUGUAUCCAGGUCGACUGAUACGAGUGCAAGGCACAACACAUCCAACAACUCACUGUUUUGCAGUUAACCUCCAGUGUGGCCCUAAUGUAAACCCUCGAGAUGAUAUUGCCUUACAUCUCAGUCCAGUGUUUACCCCACCACCACGCCUUGUGCGUAAUUCUAUUCAGAUGCAGCAAUGGGGAGUGGAAGAGAGCCAUGGUCCAUACUUUCCAUUUUCUCCUGGACAGGGAUUUGAGAUCCUACUCUCAACAGAAGUUGAUAGCUACAAGAUAUUUGUCAAUGGACAGCACUUCACAUAUUUUCGUCACAGACUUCCCUUUCAACGAGUAACACAUCUUACAAUAGAUGGUGAUGUCACUAUUACUCUGAUUAGGUUUGAAGGUGCACAAUCUUUAUCAGGUUUGAACAUGCCACCUACCAUGGUGGGAGCAGGGUAUCCCUACCAACCUGCAGCACCUUAUCCAUCCCAACAUACAAGCUUUCCUUCAUCAUAUCCGAACUCUCCAGCACCUUACCCAGUACAAAGUGUUGGCCAUCUGCCCAUGACUUCCCACAACAAAGGAGGACUGAUUGCAGGUGCAGCUGCUGCACUUGGGGGUGCUGGACUUCUGGGAAAGGGUGGAAAGCAUUCUGGAUCUCAUAUGGGGAGCUCUUCUCUUCCAAUCAGCUCAGGUCUGGCUACAGGUGCUGCUUUACUUGGAGGAGCUGCUUUACUCAGCAAAACAGGCAUUAUGAAGCCUAAAAAGCUCUUCAAACACAAAUAUAAGAAAGGUUGGUAUGGAAGAAGCAGUAGUAGUAGUAGUAGUAGUAGCAGUAGUAGUGAGGAGGAAUGAUCUCUAAUCAGUUGCAAACAAAGCUACAAGGAUAUUUUGUUGGAUCUUGUGAAAAGAGCCACAGCUUUUAUAAAUUUUUGUUCAGAAUUUUAUUUAUCUACCCUUAACAAUGGUGCUUCCAUAACACAGCAAUAUUUAAUUUGUUCUAAACCCUAUGAAUCAUGUUCUGUGUAGUGUUCACCCCAUUCUAACCUAAGCCAACUGUUAAAAUAGAGGAGUUGUAAAAUGUUGUUUUUUAGACACACUAAUAGUUAUGUUUCUUACUAUUGUGGACUUGUUUAUCAAACAGAAAAGUAAUACAAACAAAUAAAUGAAUUAUUUUGUAUUUUAGGCCAUUUUUAGUAAACACUAAUAAACUUCUUGCAUUUGGUAAACAGA
Messenger RNA from Limulus polyphemus (Atlantic horseshoe crab), 1457 nucleotides. Its product is annotated as galectin-4-like. The record is from RefSeq and is a predicted model, not a curated record. Gene Ontology annotation, molecular function: galactoside binding; carbohydrate binding. The transcript has 8 exons. NCBI's taxonomy places the organism in Eukaryota, Metazoa, Arthropoda, Merostomata, Xiphosura, Limulidae. The coding region runs from base 189 to 1079 and encodes 296 amino acids.